Messenger RNA from Arachis ipaensis, 1054 nucleotides. The record is from RefSeq and is a predicted model, not a curated record. NCBI's taxonomy places the organism in Eukaryota, Viridiplantae, Streptophyta, Magnoliopsida, Fabales, Fabaceae.
AGGUCCAGCAACUUUGUGAUUUGUAGCUAUCAAAUAGUUAUUAAUGAUGGUUUUAAUGGUGUGAGAUUUUAUCCAAUAGCUUACUUUUCUUUGCUAGUUACAUAAUGACCAAAAUUUAACAAAGUUGCUGGCUCCCUAUCCUUCGUGCUUUAACCGCUUUAAUUACUUAGGGACGUUGUUCGUUACUCUUACAUUCGCUAUAUAUACAGUCACACAUACACACACUCCACACAACUAUAUAGCCUACUAGGUUCAAAAUUAAUACAGAAUUAUAACUAGUAAAUAGUAGUCAAUUAUUAAUAUCAAUGGCACUCAAUACUUUUCGUCGACGACUUAAAUUGCUGAUCCCUGCUGUUAACAAUGAUGAAUUGAAGGAGAUGAGAGGGAACCUGGCCAUGGUAGCAACUAUGGUUGCGAAUGCAAGCUUCCAAAUUGGUCUGAAUCCACCCGGUGGAGUUGUCCAAGACCUCGAAGGAUUCGUCGGGUUUCCAACACCCAGGGAUCCAAAUCAAGCACGUCCCGGACAAUCUGUGUUUGCUAUGUUAGACACUAGCAACUACCAACGCUACCUUUGGAUCAACAAUUUAUCUUUCUAUACAUCUGUCUCCCUCGGCGCUUUCAUUGUUACCCCACACGACUAUCAUACUUCCCUCUAUAUCUUCUACGUUGUCCUUUCUUUCUUUGCAGUUAUGGUAAUUCUGGUUCUAGUUGCCCGCUUUCUGGCCAUUUUUAUACGCGACCCUGAUGUUGAUAACCACGCGCAUGAGAAUUAAGAAUUUAAGAUCACCUAUCCCACUACCAUAUAAUGUUUAGGUUAAAGUUUAGGUAAAAAUUCACAAGGCAUUAGUUAAGGAUUGGUAGAUGAUAAUUUAGUUAAAUUUCUCAAAGGGAAAGUAUGAGGAGCUAAUGGAAUAUUUGUACAAUGUGUACAAUAGAGGUUUAUGGAGUAUUAGAAAUAUAACCAUUAGUAUUACCUUUUCCCAUAAAUCCCAAAAUCAGUUUAAAUUUUUGAGAAAAUGUUUAUUAUCCCUAGUACUCGAAUGGUUAUUCUAAA